GAAAUAAAAUGCAGUCUGUGUAUGAUUUUUUGUGGUUAAGCAUUUGUAUAUUAAAGGAAAAUUUGUAUUCUGCAGUGACUGAAAUAUUUUUAUUUUAUAUUAGCCCAUUAAUUAGCGCAGAAGCUGUAUGUUUUGUCAUAAUUGUCAGUACUCACCGGAUUUAUUUAUCUUACAGGAUUUGGAGAGUUUGCUUUCCGAGCAUUUUGGUGUGACGCCUGUUUCGACACCCUGGGGAUCGCAGGAGGAGGUUGAUGUAUCUACCCUGUGUUUAGACUCGGACGAAGAUGAUCCCGAGUUAGAUGUUGAUCAGCGGGUCCAAGACUACAUAGACACGCUUCCAGAUGACAUAACAGGGGCUUCUGUUACUAGUGACAGCGAGGGUGAAGCAGAAGUUGAUUGUGAGCUGCCCCAAAAUGACGAAGACGUGAACAGAAUUACCCUUUAUCAUAAGAAUGGUUGUGGGUGCAAGAAAAACUGCAUUAAACAGUUUACUAUUUCUGACAUUUUUGAUCACAUAUUGAAUAUUAGGGAAAUGGAAAAGCAAGAUAAAGAACUGUAUAUAAUGGCAACUGUAGUAAACAGCCCUCAGAAUGAAUUGGACAAAGCGCGGGAAGAAACGUCAGAAAGGUCACCAUGACUUUUCAUUAGUGGGGAAACCAGUGUGUAGGACUGUGUUUAUGUUGGUCUUUGAUAUCAAGCGGAGCGCUCUUCAAAAUAUCCUAACACAUGUUGAUCAGCAUGGUGUGGUUCAAAGAAUUCACGGCAACAAAGGGAAAAAACCUGUCAAAUCUUUAAAGUUUGAAGAUAUUAAACAUGCGGUGACAUAUGUUUCCCAAACUGCUGAAGACAUAGGUAUACCACAACCGGCUGCACCACGUGGAUCAGACAACAUACCACCAGUUUACUUACCAAGUGCUACUACAAAACUUGAUAUUCACAAGAAAUACGAAACAUCAUGCCCUGAAUCUGUACCAACAAAAAGGGCUGUUCAUUAUAAAACUUUCUGCAACAUCUGGAAGCAAUGUUUACCACACAUCAAAAUUGCAUCUCCACGCGACGACGUUUGUGCAACUUGUGAAAAAUUAAGGAAAGUUGUGAUGGAUUCCAGAACCGAGGAUGAAAAAUUGCAGGGCACCGCAAAUCUUAGAGAGCACAUUGUCAAUGCACAAAAAGAAAGAGAAGUCUACAACAAAUGCAUUGCAAAUGCUAAAGAUCUGUUUGAGACAGGGGACAGGCGACAUUGUCAUUUCACCUUUGAUUUCAGCCAGAAUUUAUCGCUACCACACCAUUCAAGACAGAUGGGGCCAACUUAUUUUAUGACAUUGCGCAAAGUGCAAUUGUUUGGUGUACGCAAUGACGGAACAUCAACACAAUACAACUUCCUUGUAGACGAGAAUGAGACUAUUGGCCCUGAUGGUACUCAAACUCACGGACCUAACGCUGUUAUCAGUAUGGUGGACUGGGUGAUAGAAAGGGACCAUGCGGAGGGACCAACAAUUUCACUACAUGCCGAUAAUUGCCCAGGACAGAAUAAAAACUACUAUAUGCUGGGAUAUUUAAUGUGGCGUGUUCUGUCUGGACGUCUGGACGUCAGGAGAAGAUUGAGUAUAUGA
Messenger RNA from Ruditapes philippinarum (Manila clam), 1613 nucleotides. RefSeq lists its product as uncharacterized. Bases 591 to 1613 code for a protein of 340 amino acids. Lineage: Eukaryota; Metazoa; Mollusca; Bivalvia; Venerida; Veneridae. The record is from RefSeq and is a predicted model, not a curated record. The transcript has 2 exons.